UGUAAUCAAAAUUCUUAAAGUCCUUCCAAUCGAAAAUGUCAGGAGUUCAGCUAAUUGUUACACCUUUAACCCUGAGUUUUCAGGCGCCUAUUUUGCACACCCAAAAGCGGUUGAUAGCACUGCUCAAUCCCAGCGAUAAAGUUAUGAUCUAUCGUGUUCAUAUUAGCAAUGAUACGGAUUAUAGUGCGGAUCCAUCCACAGGCAGGGUAGAGCCAUUUGAUACCACCGAGGUGGCUUUAACUCUGACUCCAGUUAAGGAAACUUUACCCAAUUGCUCCAUAAUUGUGAAGAGCAUAUCGGAAGACCUGAGCGAUGUGGAAAAAGAAGAAAAAUGGAAUUCAAUGGAUGUCAAGAUCGAACUAGAUCCUACCAAAACCCCAAGAUUAAGGAUGCAGACUCAUGAUCUGGCUCAGAUACUCGAGAAACACUACCAACCACUAUGUACCAAAUGUGCCCAAAAGCUGCCAAAGGGAACUUACUCUUGGUCAAAGCGCAUAAAAUAUUUUCUGAUGGUAUUUGGUGUGGGUUUUGCUGCCUAUCUCAGCUAUGAAGCGCUGCUCAUCUUGAAGUCCGAGCCAGUUUUUUAAGUGCGAAUUAAUUGAAUUAUGAAUUAUGCAAGUAGAAAUCCCA
Messenger RNA from Drosophila rhopaloa, 630 nucleotides. RefSeq lists its product as uncharacterized. The record is from RefSeq and is a predicted model, not a curated record. The coding region runs from base 36 to 587 and encodes 183 amino acids. NCBI's taxonomy places the organism in Eukaryota, Metazoa, Arthropoda, Insecta, Diptera, Drosophilidae. The transcript is spliced from 2 exons.